Molecule: messenger RNA, 1952 nt
Organism: Puma concolor (puma)
Lineage: Eukaryota; Metazoa; Chordata; Mammalia; Carnivora; Felidae
Gene: C1D
Product: C1D nuclear receptor corepressor
Biological process (GO): regulation of gene expression; maturation of 5.8S rRNA
Cellular component (GO): nucleolus; exosome (RNase complex)
Molecular function (GO): RNA binding; DNA binding
Source: RefSeq, a predicted model, not a curated record
AUUGACGUCACCACUGCCCGACUGCUUUUCCCGGAGACCGGAGUAGAAGGCCAGCGAGUUGGUCAUAAUGGCAGGUGAAGAAAUUAAUGAAGACUACCCAGUAGAAAUUCAUGAGUAUUUAUCAACAUUUGAAAAUUCCAUUGGUGCUGUGGAUGAGAUGCUGAAGACCAUGAUGUCUGUUUCUAGAAAUGAGUUGUUGCAGAAGUUGGACCCCCUUGAACAAGCAAAAGUGGAUUUAGUUUCUGCUUACACGUUAAAUUCAAUGUUUUGGGUUUAUUUGGCAACUCAGGGAGUUAAUCCUAAGGAACAUCCAGUAAAGCAGGAAUUGGAAAGAAUCAGAGUAUACAUGAACAGAGUCAAGGAAAUAACAGACAAGAAAAAGGCCGGCAAGCUGGACAGAGGUGCAGCUUCAAGAUUUGUGAAAAAUGCCCUUUGGGAACCAAAACCUAAAAAUGCAUCCAAAGUUGCCAAUAAAGGAAAAAGUAAAAAUUAGCCUUUUAGUUUUGAUGUACACCUAUUGAAAAAGUACAUCAUUUUUAUUGUUUUCCACAAAAUAGAUGAUUAUGUGGCAAUACAAGGUUUAAAUGUAUUCCUUAUUGAAUUCAUAUAUAAAAUUUACAUUUUAAAUUUGUAAUGCUGAAUAUUUUUUCCCCAGAAAGAUUGUUAUCUUUAUUGAUUUUCCUAUAGACCACUAUGAGAUUUUUAACACUGUGGUAUAUUUUAUAUUUAUAGUUUAUCAUCUUUCUUGACAAGACUCUUAUUUCCCUAUACAGGUCAAUCUUUCAAGUACCAUUUUAUAAGCAACUAUGAAAUUUAAGUUAAAUGUUUUUUGUAAACAUUUGUCUAUUUUAAAUGAAUAAUGACUUUAUGAAGUAUGCUAUCUGAAGGCUGAAGUUAUAAAUACAUCUGUUUUCACUAUAUAAUAUUAAGAGAAUGAAAUGACUUAAAUGUCCAUUUUUUUCUAUGUUGUUACUUCAUGUUUUCAUGAUUUUGGGAAUUACUAUUUUCUUUUGAUAUUUGAAGUGUGAAAUUAAGACUUUAAGGUUAUAUUUUUAUUCUUGGCAAUUUGCCUCUAUGUCCCAUUUAAGGUAAAAUAUAUUCUCAUUAACUUCAGAUGGGAAAUGAGGUUGUAUAUUGAUGGCUGAAUUUUGGCAUAAUAGCUAUAUCCUAUCAAUAAAGGCUGUAAAGUUUGUAUAGCUGACUGUUUAUUUUUCUCUUUUGUAUAAAUUUGCCCUUGAAAUUAGGAAGAUAGGUUUUAGAAAUCAUUAGGAAUAAAUUCAUGAGUUUUUGUUCCUUCUGCAUUAUGGCCAUAGUUCUCUUGGUCUCACUUUUUCAGAUUUUUGGAUUACAUGUUUUUGAGGUGAUAUCAAGUACAUACAAGUAUUUUGAAACAACUUCCUAUGUUAUAUAAUGCCACUUAAGGGGAAGAGAAAUCCAGAAGAGAUUAUAUUGUGUUUAUAUCCUGAUUUAUUUUUCUGGAAUAUUUGUCACAGAGAAUUAUAUGUAUUAAAUUUUUUUUAAUGUCUAAGUCCUUGAACUUUAAUUAUAUGCUCUUAAUGCUUUCAGUCUUUGAGUCCACAUCAUUAUGUAUAGGAAUGCCAAGUACAGUAAAGUACUUUAAUUUUUGAAAAAGAAGUUGUUAAAAUUUUCUGUGUGAUUAAUUCUCCAUAAGUAACCUUGAAUAAAUGGAUUUCUUGAUUUAUGGUAUAAGAUAUUGGAAACGGUCUUAAAAUGUAAUGGAUUUUGUAAAGCAUGUUGAACUCUUUCUAUGACACAUGAAGAGGAAGUCACUGAUAGAUGCAGAGUCUUUUGGCUCAGUUGUCAGACAGUUUUUGAAGUGGAAGAACAUUUAUAGUUAUUUCAUUCCUUCUUUCACCUUCAUCCUCUCAAAUUUUGAGCUUUUUUGAAAAGUAACUUCUUCAUGACAGAAAUAAAUGUUCUUAUGACCAAGU